AUGGCAAAGACACUGUUGUUCUGGAUCGGCCUGGUUCUCCUGGGCGUCGUCCUGUGGCAAUUCGUUCAGCGCAGCGGCUCCGACGAGGAAAGGGAGUGGACCUUCUCGGAGUUUAUCCACCAAGUGGAGCAGGCCAACGUGCAGGAAGUGGAGAUUGUGGGAAGCAAGGUCAAAGGAAAGACCAAAGACAAUACUUCCUUCACAACCGUUGCUCCCGACUAUAAGGAUUUGAUCCCCCGCUUGCUGGCCAAGAACGUCGCCAUCAAAGCCAAGGAGCGUUCACAGAGUCCCUGGCUGACCGCUCUGAUCACCUAUGCCCCCUUUCUGCUGCUGAUCGGAAUCUGGAUCUUCUUCAUGCGGCAGAUGCAGAGCGGCGGCAACAAGGCCCUUUCUUUCGGGAAGAGCCGGGCCAAGCUGCUGUCCUCCCAACAGAAGAAAGUCACUUUCAAGGAUGUAGCCGGCGCCGAGGAAGCCAAGGAAGAGCUUCAGGAAAUCAUCGAAUUCCUGAAGGACCCCCAGAAAUUUCAGAAACUGGGGGGCCGGAUUCCCAAAGGGGUCCUGCUGGUCGGGCCACCGGGCACGGGCAAGACGCUUCUGGCCCGUGCCAUCGCCGGCGAGGCCAGUGUUCCCUUCUUCUCCAUCAGCGGCUCCGAUUUCGUAGAGAUGUUCGUGGGCGUCGGUGCCUCCCGGGUGAGAGACCUGUUCGAGCAGGGCAAGAAAAAUGCCCCCUGCAUCGUCUUCAUCGAUGAGAUCGACGCGGUCGGCCGUCACCGGGGCGCGGGCCUGGGCGGGGGGCACGACGAGCGCGAGCAGACCCUGAAUCAGUUGCUGGUCGAGAUGGACGGGUUCGAGUCCAACGAGGGUGUGAUCCUCAUUGCGGCCACCAACCGCCCCGACGUGCUGGACCCGGCCCUGCUGCGCCCCGGACGAUUCGAUCGCCGGGUGACGGUGCCUCGUCCCGACGUGAAGGGGCGGGAAGGCAUCCUUCAAGUCCACACCAAGAAAAUCCCCCUGUCGGAGGAUGUGAAUGUCUCGGUUCUGGCUCGCGGCACCCCCGGUUUUUCAGGGGCCGAUCUGGCCAAUCUGGUCAACGAAGCCGCGCUCAACGCCGCCCGGUACGAUCAACAGUCGGUCACCAUGCUGGAUUUCGAGAGCGCCAAGGACAAAGUCCUGAUGGGUGUGGAGCGAAAGUCCCUGAUCAUCAGCGAUGCCGAAAAACGGAACACCGCCUAUCACGAAGCCGGUCAUGCCCUGGUGGCGACCAUGCUUCCCCAGGCCGACCGCUCCACAAGGUCACCAUUAUCCCGCGGGGGAUGGCCCUGGGUGUGA
This is a messenger RNA of Geodia barretti, 1329 nucleotides long. Lineage: Eukaryota; Metazoa; Porifera; Demospongiae; Tetractinellida; Geodiidae. The record is from the annotation of a GenBank genome assembly.